AUGGCUUCGAAACCUAUUCAACAGGCUCAGGCCGUGACUGUUAGCUUGCAAGAGCUGAUCGAGGGCACCGUCUCCUUCGACACCCUUACUGAAGCCUUCGGUCCCUCCUCGCUCGGCAUAAUCGUUGUCAAAGACCUUGACGCCAAAUUCCAGCAGCUCCGCGCCCAAGUCCUUUCCAAUGCGUCCUACCUCGCCGCGCUCGAGAACGAUGAGCUCGAAUCCCUCACCUCCGCGCAAGCCAAGUACCUUAUCGGCUGGUCCUGCGGCAAAGAAACCCUACGGUCCGGCCACUUCGAUACCCUCAAGGGCUCGUACUACGUGAACUGUGCAUUCUACAAGGACCCAUCCUUACAGGGCGCGCCAGCCGAUUCGCACCCCGAUCUCCCCGAGUACACGGCAUCGAAUAUCUGGCCGGAUGCUGACAAGCUGCCGACGUUCCGCUCCGGGCUUGAGGAGCUGUGUCGCCUGAUCAUUGAUACCGCCGUACUGGUGGCCCGGGCUUGCGAUCGCUAUGCGGAGGGUAAUAUUGAGGGGUAUAAGAAGGGGUACCUUGAGAAGGUUGUGCAGGGGAGUUUGACGACGAAGGCGCGGUUGUUGCAUUAUUUCCCUACGCCGGAUGCUGAGGUGGAUGCGGUUGAGGGAGAGGAUGGAGAUGACGAUGACUGGUGCGCAACACAUCUUGACCAUGGGUGUCUUACGGGCCUUACGUCUGCGAUGUUUGUCGACGAGGACGCGCACCCUCCUGCUUCCUCUCCGGCGACCUCGCCCCUCCCUGAGCUAUCCGCGUCUCCGGACCCGAAAGCCGGGCUGUACAUCCAGUCGCGGACUGGCGAGGUUGUCAAGGUGAACAUUCCCAAGGACUGUCUUGCAUUCCAGACGGGUGAGGCGCUGCAGCUCAUUACGAAGGGCAAAUUCCGCGCCGUGCCGCAUUUUGUUAAGGGGGCGAAGGUGCCGAAGGGACAAGGGAAGAUUGCGCGGAACACGCUGGCUGUGUUUACGCAGCCGAAUUUGGGAGAGGAGGUGGAGGAGGGGAAGACGUUUGCGGAUUUUGCCAGGGAGGUUGUUGAGAGGACUUAUUGA
This is a messenger RNA of Aspergillus mulundensis, 1080 nucleotides long. RefSeq lists its product as uncharacterized. NCBI's taxonomy places the organism in Eukaryota, Fungi, Ascomycota, Eurotiomycetes, Eurotiales, Aspergillaceae. The record is from RefSeq and is a predicted model, not a curated record. The transcript has 3 exons. Bases 1 to 1080 code for a protein of 359 amino acids.